This is a messenger RNA of Papaver somniferum (opium poppy), 2981 nucleotides long. Its product is annotated as pentatricopeptide repeat-containing protein At3g53170-like. Gene Ontology annotation, molecular function: mRNA binding; protein binding. The record is from RefSeq and is a predicted model, not a curated record. The coding region runs from base 93 to 1586 and encodes 497 amino acids. NCBI's taxonomy places the organism in Eukaryota, Viridiplantae, Streptophyta, Magnoliopsida, Ranunculales, Papaveraceae. The transcript has 9 exons.
UCACGGAUGUCGGAUGAGCCAAUUCCACAAUUUUUAAGUCCAUUAUCCUUCACCUUAAAGUCUCGUCUCUUCACCUCGGUUUGGUAACUAAAAUGGAGCUCAACUUCAUUGAUUCUUCUAACUUAGUAGGUUUUUCAUCAUCAUUUUCCAAAUCUAAUUUCAAUGUCAUAGUCCCGUUAAAUCCAUCAAAAACUUCAAAAUUUCCAUCACAUUUCUUAGUGAGAAUGGGGAAAAAGAAUAGUAAUAAUAAUAACAUUGAGACAUCAAAAGGAUUUCAUCAAAAAGAGUAUUCAAAGGGAAAUCUUUCUAGAAUUCUUAGAACUGAAGCUGCUGUUAAAGGGAUUGAAAAGAAAGCAAAUUCUCAGAAGUUCACUAAUCUCUCUCCCAAAGCUGUCUUGGAAGCUUUAGAUGAUUCUAUAGCAAAUAAUCAGUGGGAAUCUUCUCUUAAGAAAUUCGAACUACUCCGUAGGCAACAGUGGUAUGAGCCAAGAACCCAAACUUAUGCGAAGUUGUUGACGAUGCUGGGGAAGUGCAGACAACCUAGGGUUGCUAGCUUGCUUUUCGAAAGGAUGUUAUCUGAAGGACUCAAACCGACAAUUUAUGUUUAUACUUCUCUAGUAGGUGCUUAUGGCCUUGGUGGUCUCUUCGACGAGGCAUUUCAAACCAUUGAUGAGAUGAAAUCUGUUUCUAAUUGCAAACCAAACAUUUAUACAUAUUCAAUAGUUAUUAACUGUUGCAUGAAACUCCGGCGCUUUGAUUUAAUUGACGGUAUACUCGGUGAGAUGUCAUACUUGGGAAUUGGCUGCAGUACAGUUACUUACAACACGAUAAUUGAUGGAUAUGGGAAGGCUGAGAUGUUUGAACUUAUGGAGAACACGCUGACAGAUAUGGUCGAGAGUGGUAGAUGCUUGCCGGAUGUUUUCACCUUGAAUUCUGUCGUAUGGGCUUAUGGGAAUGUUGAAAGAAUUGAGGAGAUGGAGCGAUGGUACGAUGAAUUUCAGCAUAUGGGAGUCAGUCCAGACAUAAAGACAUUUAAUAUCCUUAUAAAGUCAUAUGGCAAAGCAGGCAUGCAUGAAAAGAUGGCGUCUGUCAUGGAGUUUAUGGAGAAGAGAUUCUUCUCUCCGACAAUUGUAACUUACAAUGUAGUUAUCGAUAUAUUUGGGAAGGCUAAGAACAUCGAGAAAAUGGAAUAUUUUUUCCUAACAAUGAAGUACAAAGGUGUUAAACCUAAUUCUAUCACCUAUAGUUCCCUGGUUAGUGCGUAUAGUAAAGCAGGGCUUAUAACAAAGAAGAUCGGCACAGUCAUUAAGCAAAUAGAAAAUUCCGAUGUAGUUCUAGAUACACCAUUCUUCAACUGUGUCAUCAGUGCUUUCGGCCAGGCUAGAGAGUUAAGUAAAAUGGAAGAAAUGUAUUUGAAAAUGAUCGAGAAUAAAUGCACACCAGAUCAUAUUACCUUUUCUACCAUGAUUCAAGCCUAUCAUUCCCUGGGCAUGGUUGAGGCUGCUCAAGAAUUGGAAAUGAAGGCACUCGAAACGAAAAACAGUUUAGUAUCUUUAUCAAGAACUAGAGCUCAAACACGAGUCUGAGCUUGCUGAAAUAAAAGGAGAUCAAACACGAGGAGUUUGAAAUUGAUGGCUGUUCUCACAAGGGGUAAAAUGAAAUUGGAAAAUGGGGUUGUAUGUAAGAAGGUGAAGGUUAGAUGUCUAAUUGUUGGUGUUUUGCUAGAAGAAAAUCCAGCAACUAUACUCUAUCAACUCGAUUUUCUCGACUCAGACAUAUACAGUAGGUAUGUAUCUAGCUAGUGGGAAUCAUGAGAGCAAGAACAUGAGAAAGAUUUAUGGUUUUGAAGGCGAGGUUAAAUCGAAGUUGAGUGGGACAUUUGUUGAACUCUUCCCCGAAGUGUUCUGUUCUUUACCCUUAGCACAUGUCUUGAGUGGCAGUGAUUUCAUUGUUUGUGGAUGGUAUUUUAGUGUUGAUGGGAUGAAACUUUCUGACAUUAGGAAAAUUCAUCAGUUUUGUGAACCUGGGGAGGAAGGUUGGACGUUGUCAUGCAUUGAUAAAUAUUAUCUCAGUUGGCUUGACAAAGCUCGAUAGGAAGUUAUUAAAUGGCACGUUCCAAAUAAGAUGAAUUGCAUUUACUCGAGGUGUAUAAUAUGCAUUUUACAUGUAUUUCCUCAGGUUUUAUGUGUCAACUGCUAUAUAGUGAUCCACAAUCUCUUCCUGCUCGAGGCCCCAGCAAAUGAGGUGUAGGUCUUUCUUUUGGUGAUAACAUCACAAUGAGAUUCCUGCAAGAGAACAACUUAGUGAGGGAUGAAGGAUAUGAAAUCGAGCAUGGUGGUAAACUUAGUACUGUACUGUUUGCUCCAAAAUUACUGUGGCUAAGUGGCUAAUAAAGGUGCUUUUAUAAGGUUUGAAGCCUCUGGUAUGAAGCCAAAUAUCGUUAGUUUCUCUGCUUUGUAUCACCUAGAUGUCAAUCCGAUGGCAUAGCCGCUUCCUCUGGAUGUUCUCUUGAGAUGCUGUUCUCUUUCUUCUGUUCUACUAAGUUACUGAGGCAAAAGUUCUCUAUAGGCAGGGAAGAAGAGUGACAUUGGGUUUGGAACGCAGCAAAAGUUGAGAAGUUGGUGCAAGAGGCCACGAGAAGAGUCUGUAAACAAGUUCAGCUUGUGUGCAAGUGGCAAGAGCUAGGUUUUUUUUUUCAUGAUAACAAAGUUCACUUUCUUACCGUAGUCCUGCUAACCAUUUUACAGUUGGGUGAUUUGUACUUUAAUGUCCCUAGGUUGGAGAAGCUCCUUCUGAUGCAAGCAAAUCUGCUUGUAGAAUGUGGAACUUAUUUUCUCCCGGCAAGUUUGAGGCCCACUUCAACUAUUUGAGGCCCUAUUCAAAGUUAAAAUAUGAUCGUUUUGAAGUAAUUAAAAAAACGCCUUAUCCACCUAUUUUUGUUAAUGGUUAAUGUGUUCUUGAUUAAUUAGUGUCGAUUAAAU